AUGUCACAAGCCCUAGCCGACGCCGAGCAAAAAGCGAAAAACGGUAUUCUGGAGACUCUACCCGGACACCGAAAUAUGGCCUUACGACCCGAAGAGAACACCAGCGGUCCCCUUGUAGCCACAUUGACGUUUCCGAGAUCACCAACAGAAGUCAAUAACCCACUACCGUCACCGUCUGCACCCACCGACUUACCUCAAGAGCGACAGAAAUUUACUCCCGCAGCCCUCACACCAGACGCCGAAUUCCUCAUCAUCGAAGCCGAACUUGCAAACUGCCAACUGACGCGCGAAGCGCUACAAAGACGCGAAUCCGCACUCAAAGAACGCAAAGCAGAGAUUAUACGAGAAACAAAGAUGAGACCUGACAAGGAGGUGCGAGACCUGGCAACGCAAAGCCAAGAUGAAGAGGUCGAUCAAGGGCUGUUCAUGCGCGAUGUGCAGCGGAGAGUGGAAUCGAAGUUGAAGGGGGCAGGAAGAGAAGAUGAAGCUUCACCGGAGAAAGUGGGCCAAGCAGGGCAAGUGGACGAGAAGAAACCUGUCCCAAUCAGUGCGCCAGAGCGGAGGAGACUUGCGCGUCUUGCACUGUUGAAGCAAGACCCUAGGCUAGGAAGAUGA
Molecule: messenger RNA, 615 nt
Organism: Alternaria ventricosa
Lineage: Eukaryota; Fungi; Ascomycota; Dothideomycetes; Pleosporales; Pleosporaceae
Exons: 1
Coding region: 1-615 (204 amino acids)
Source: RefSeq, a predicted model, not a curated record